UUAAAUUUUCAAAAAAAUAAAAUGUAAGAAAAGUGUGCUCCACCACACCCUACCACACCUACCACACAAGUUCCCCACCCAAUCCCUUUUAAUCCGUAAAUAAAUACUAAACACCAACAAUUCAACAUUUCCUCCUACGAAGUAAUCAACCUAUGCGGCCCUCAUUAAAAAAUCUUUGUACUAAUGUUACUCAAGUCAGUUCUCCCCUUUAAAUUACAAUAAUGAAUUGCAUAUAACAUACCAUGUUCAUCUAAUUCAAACGCGUUAUACCCUAAUUACAUAGGGUUUCCUAACUCAUCUGUCAAUUCCCACACCUCCAUUUCAAGAUCAACAUCAUCUUUUCUCUUCUGUUCUUCUGUUUCUUGCUUUUAUUAUCAUCUUUACCUUCUUGUUGCUAUGUUUUUUUCAAUAAUUUGUGGUUUUAUACAAGAAAGUUGAGAUUUUUCAGGCACCCAUUUGGAGAUAUGUUGUAAAGAUUUGAUCUGUGAAUCCAAUCUUGUACCCAGUAAGCCCAUGUGAGCUUUCUUGAUAUUUUUAUUGUAUAAAGAUUGAAUCUUUAUGUUUCUUGAUUGAUUAUAAUUUAUACAUCCAUAAGAAAUGUUUGGAACUCAAAGCAAGAGGGAUCUAUCUCUUGAAAUUCAAUCCCAAAUACCCAUCUUGAGACCAAGUAUUCAUGCCAGAAGGGCAAAUAUCACUGUGAAAUUUCAAGAUCUUUAUGGGUUUACAGUUGAGGGUAAUGUUGAUGAUGCAAAUAUAUUGAAUGAGGUGAGGGAGAAAGUGAGGGAACAGGGUAGGGUUUGGUGGGCUUUAGAAGCUAGCAAAGGGGCAAAUUGGUAUUUACAGACUCAUGUAACUUCUGCUAUUAAAUCUUCCCUAAAGUUUUCGGCUUUAGUGAAUGCUAUCACCCUCAAGAAGCUGAUUAGAAAGGGGAUACCUCCGGUUUUGAGACCCAAAGUUUGGUUUUCUUUGUCGGGUGCUGCGAAGAAGAAAUCGACUGUGCCGGAUAGCUAUUAUAAUGAUUUGAUAAUUGCUGUUGAGGGUAAGGUCACCCCUGCGACAAAGCAGAUCGAUCAUGAUCUGCCACGAACUUUCCCGGGUCAUCCAUGGUUGGACACUCCGGAAGGUCACGCUUCGCUGAGACGUGUUCUUGUCGGUUACUCUUUUCGUGAUUCUGAUGUUGGUUAUUGUCAGGGUUUAAAUUAUGUGGCUGCAUUAUUGUUACUCGUGAUGAAAACAGAAGAAGACGCGUUUUGGAUGUUGGCGGUUCUUUUGGAAAAUGUAUUAGUCAAUGAUUGCUACUCAAAUAACUUAUCAGGCUGUCAUGUAGAACAAAGGGUGUUUAAAGAUUUGCUGAAAAAGAAAUGCCCAAGUAUACAUGCUCAUUUAGAAGCUCUUGAGUUCGAUGUCUCUCUUGUUGCCACCGAGUGGUUCCUUUGUCUCUUUUCAAAGAGCUUGCCUUCAGAGACAACGUUGCGAGUUUGGGAUGUUCUCUUUUAUGAAGGAGCACAGGUCUUACUUAACAUGGCUCUUGCUAUAUUCAAGAUGAAGGAAGACGAGUUGCUAAUGGCAAAUCAUGUUGGGGAUGUAAUCAAUGUUAUACAGAAUACGACUCAUCAUCUCUUUGAUCCCGAUGACCUAUUGACAGUUGCUUUUGAUAAACUGGGGUUUAUGAGCACGAAUAUAUCCAAGGAAAGGAAAAAACAAGAACCAGCGGUAAUGGCGGAGCUUGAUCAAAGGUUAAGACGGCUAAAUUCUAGUAAUUCGGACGAGAACAGCUGACAUCUGUUGUUUAAGAAUAAUAAACCUUAAUAUACUUGGACAUGUUGUACAAAUGCUAAAAAGGCUUGCAAGGCCUAGCAUGUUUGUUUUCAGACUAUUAUUUAUGUUUAGGAGGUAACUUGCCUCACAAGGGAUUUGUGUUCAAAUCUUGUAGCUUAUGUAUUGAGAUGUUGUUGGCUCCUGGUGCCUGUUUCUGGCUGGAGUUUAUGUUUGGUUAUCUAUGAUAUUUCAGUAUUGACCCACAAA
Helianthus annuus (common sunflower) is the source of this 2025-nucleotide messenger RNA. Its product is annotated as growth hormone-regulated TBC protein 1. NCBI's taxonomy places the organism in Eukaryota, Viridiplantae, Streptophyta, Magnoliopsida, Asterales, Asteraceae. The transcript has 7 exons. The record is from RefSeq and is a predicted model, not a curated record. Bases 598 to 1779 code for a protein of 393 amino acids.